AUGACAAAACAACCGAUCAAACUUUCUGAUAUACCAGCUUAUAAGGAAUUUAUUGAAAAGUAUGAAACUUUUUUACUUGAUUGUGAUGGAGUAAUAUGGCAAACAAAUAAGGUAUUCCCGGGAGUUGUAGAGACAUUAAGUUAUUUAAGAAAGAAUGGCAAACAAAUAUUAUUUGUAACAAAUAAUGCUAUGAAGUCUCGUGCGCAAUAUCUUGAGAAAUUUAAAAAAUUAAAUAUUGAAGCUUAUGAAGAUGAAAUUUUUGGGUCAUCAUAUGUAGCUGCUUACUAUAUAAAGAAUGUAUUAAAUUUUCCUAAAGAUAAGAAAGUUUACGUUUUUGGUGAAUCUGGGAUGGUUGAUGAAUUGAAUACUCAAGGAAUUAGAUAUUGUGGUGGCGAAGAUGACGUAAAUGCUAUAUUAAAAGAUAUGGAUAUGUCAAAUAUAAAACCUGAUCCCGAAGUUGGAGCAGUAUUAUGUGGAUUUGAUUCAAAAAUAAAUUAUGUAAAAUUAGCAAAGGCAUUUACAAAUCUACACAACAAUCCGAAUUGUUAUUUCAUUUUGACAAAUGAUGAUCCAACGUAUCCAACAAAUGGUGGAAUAUUUCCUGGUGCAGGGUCAUUAUCAGCUCCACUGAUCAAAGCAUUGGAUAGACAACCUGAUUAUAUUUGUGGCAAACCUAAUAAACCAAUGUUAGAUUGUAUUAUGAAAAAAUAUGAUUUAAACGUUGAGAAAACUUGUAUGAUUGGUGAUCGAUUGAAUACCGAUAUACAAUUUGGAAUAAAUGGCGGUUUUGCUACCCUGUUGGUAUUAACUGGAAUAUCCAAAGAAAGUGAUAUUUUAUCCGAGGGUGCAAAAAUUAUUCCAGAUUAUUAUAUGGAAAGUUUUGGUGAUUUCUCCAAAAUAAUUUAA
This is a messenger RNA of Entrophospora sp. SA101, 906 nucleotides long. Lineage: Eukaryota; Fungi; Glomeromycota; Glomeromycetes; Entrophosporales; Entrophosporaceae. The record is from the annotation of a GenBank genome assembly.